GGCAGUCAGAGCGUCUCUCGCCACAGCUGUGCUCCGCUCUUUGUCGGUCUGUGCUCUCCUGCGCUCUUCUGUCCGGGCACAAGGAUACAAAGAGAGGGACAUACGGCAUGAAAUAGACAUGAGGUCUGCGGGGGCAACAGAGGGGACACGCACAGCCUGACCGGACCGCAGUUCAGCCCGAAUACGGAUACUAUUAUCUCCUGGCUGGAUACGGAGAUUCGCCGAUGUGCGCACUGGAUUUUACCCACCAAAUAGUGUCCAGAUCGGGGGGAGAGGGGUGGACGUUGUCGCGCAGGACUGUCGGGAUUUAGGAGCGGGCCAUGGAUAAAACUUUGCACAUUCUCCAUAAAUCCGCAGACGGUGGGCCGGCUGGGAUCUCCCUGGACAUGAGUUUAAAUAUGGACGACGGAGAGGGCUUCACGGAACAGCAGAUCGUGGGGCUCCCGGACAAAAUACCUCUGGUGAAACCUUAUUUUAAGAAGAAACAGAGGAAAUUGGAUGCUAAAUGCCUCCACCGCGCCCUGGAGGAUCCUAUACUGACCACUUUGCUGAGCACGGACACGCUGGUCUCUGGGGAUGGGGUGUUUGUUCCCCGGAACCAGCCGGGCCGGACGCCGGGUAACCUGUGCGCUGCGGCUGUGGUGAAACAGAACUGUAUGGGCCAGGUGUGUCUCAAAGGAACGGGAGCUGCUGAAGACGCCACAGCUGCGGCGGGGGUUGGGGGGUUGAUGACCCGGGACGUUGAUGUGGAGAUAGCCGAUACUACUGCGGAGCUGGAGGAGACAGAGAGGCGAGCGGAGCGACCCAAGAUUGCGGAAUCUAACCCUGACUGUUUUCAGCCGUGCCUCAAGGCAGCCGGGAGCACAGUGACGGUAACACCCCCGGGCAGGGAUUUAUCUCCCACAGUUGCACCCCAAGCUACUCACCAAGAGGGGGCCAUCAAAAGCAACGACCUCCUAACCUCUGGGGCUAAGAAUCUUCCAGUCAAAGACUGCACUGGAAUCCAGGACCCGCACCCCCUCCUCCUGCAGCCUGACAAAGGGGUGCUAUUUGAGGAUAAAAGCGAAGAGGCCUCCCUGGACCUGGUUUUUGAAUUGCUCACCCAGCUUCAGUAUCACACGCAUCAGUCAGACUCAGUGGACAUAUGUGUGGAUUUCCUCCAGGGACGCUGCGUUUAUGGCAAUGACUGUGCCCACCACCACACUGUCCUGCCCUACCACUGGCAGAUCCGCAAGAGCAGCACUCAGACGUGGCAGAGCGUAGUGGACGACUCCCAGGAACAGCUGGAGAGAUUGUACUGCAACCCUGACAAUGAGCAAGUCAGGCUCAAGUUUCAGGGCCGAGUGUUUACCCUGGACUUCGGGGCGAUGCGAGUGUGCGACCUCGAGUUCGACUGCGUCCGCCGGCUGACCACUCCGCCCAGCCCACUGCCCGCCCCCCCAACGAACGCGAACCCCACCCCCAGCUGCCACACGGUGUGGAAGUACUACUGCAGAGACAACUUUGGCUGGAGGGAAUACUCCGAGCCGGUGGUGAAGCUAAUAGAGGAGGCGAGUUCGAGGGGACUUAAGGAGGUGCGAUUCAUCACACUCCAAAACCAGUAUAUCCUCAACAUCAGGGAGGGCUUCCAGCAGAACGCUGUGUUCGGGUUCAGGCGGCAGAUCAAGAAGCGGCCCAUGUUCAUGUCGUCUGUGAUACUCACGCCACACCUGCAGACUUUGGGCGGCCUCUCUUUAUCCCCUCUCCCCUGUUCGUCCUCCUCGUCCUCCUCGUCCAUGGACCUCUCCACGUCACACCCCCUCUCGCCGACAACCACCAACCCGCCCAGCCUUUUCCCUGAAACGUGGCUGCCCAUGACGAUGAGCCAGGACUUCCUGCGCGUGCCCGUGUCCCGCGAGGACCGCAGCUACAGGACGGUGUACAGCCUGUUCCACAAGACGGUGUCGGAGACCAAGUUCCGUAUCAUUAAAAUACAGCGUGUGCAGAACCCCUUCCUCUGGGAGAAGUACAAGAGGAAGAAGGAGUACAUGUCGCGGCGCAUGUCCGAGAUGGACCGGCUGCUGAGCGAGCGCCACCUCUUCCACGGAACCUCGGCCGACGUGGUGGAGGGCAUCUGCAAGCACAACUUUGACCCGCGGGUCUGCGGCAAGCACGCCACCAUGUUUGGCCAAGGCUCCUACUUCGCCCGGAAGGCCGUCUACUCCCACAACUUCUCCAAGCGCUCGCCCAAAGGAGUCCACUGCAUGUUCCUGGCCAAAGUCCUCACUGGCAGGUUUACUGUAGGAAAUCCCUCCAUGCGCCGGCCUCCCCCCAUCAACCCCCGCGAUCCCUCUAGUGACCUUUACGACUCUUGCGUGGACAACUGGGUGGACCCCCAGAUCUACGUCAUCUUCAACGACGACCAGAGCUACCCUUACUUUAUCAUUCACUACGAGGAGGUACCCAGCACAGUCGCCGUCUAGGCCCUGCAUCAGACCUCGGCGUCUCCGUCUGCAAAUACGCCUGCGCACAGCUCGCUACGGUGGUAGACGAGCGGAGUUUGCAGCUCGCGUUGAAAAAGAACAAAGAAGACCAAUACAAAGUGUGACUCGUCGUUUAACCAACGCUGCUUGAAUCACUUUCGAGCGUCACCCAUCUGGUGCUUGAAACAUGUUUGCAAAUGCUCACUGAUUCAGGACUACAGUCAGUUGGAUACAGCUAGACUGGACCGCACUAAGGAACAACAGACCGGGUUCUACUGGACAAAACUGGACCGGCGAAGGACAACACCUGCUCCGUCCAGUUUUCUGAGGUGGAUGACAUUUGAAAGCGGCUACAUUGGACUUGAGUGGACUCAUACACAACACUUGAGUAUCAAGUAAAAGAUGGGUGCCCAGUGAUGCGAAUCACCGGCCCAACUUACCUAUUGAUUUAAAGCAGAUGCAGGAAAAACCAAACUUAGUCCCCUUAUCAGUUUGACUUUGUCGUAUGGCUGUACAUGAACGUAUUCCCACAUCAGGACAAACGCUGUAGUAGACAGUUAACGUCCUGCCAGUACUGUGAAUGACCAGCUGGCCAUGUUGUUAUUAUUAUUAUUAUUAUUAUUAUUAUUAUUAUUAUUAAUAUUAUUAUUAAAUAAUUAUGCUGAGGAAGCCACAACCAACCAAUCAGAGGCUUCCAUUACAACUCUGACCCUCCCAUCAUUCUCAGAUCAUAGUGAGUGUUUACCUAGCCUCCGGCCCAUAAGUUUGUUUCAGAUCUAUGUGCUGCGUGUUUGGAUCUCUUUGAUUUCGUGGACAUUAAUAUUGUGGCCUCUACAACCUGACAACGGACGUGAGUUUCAGAGGGACUUUCACAAAUGGAAAUCCACAUACUGUAAACCUCCAGGCAGAGGAUUCACAUGAAGCCAGCGCUGCUCCCGGUUAAUGUUUUUUUGCUUUUUGCGCCCGCCGCUUCAGGCCCUCUUUGAAGGGGCUGAAGAGCAUUUAACAUUUAUGGUGAGACUCGGCAGCGCUGUAGCGUUUUUUUUUUUUUUGUUUGUUUGUUUUUUUGUCGACAAACCCCCUGAAACUCAUCUCUCUUGGACCACUCUCUCGCUCAGAGAAAGUAGACUUUUUUUUUGAGACAAACUGUACAGGCGUUCUCUUUGUUUAUAUUUGAACUGUGUGCCUUUUGUUCAUAAAAAUGUUUAUUUAUGUUAGUUUAAUGUAACAUUGAUUAAUAAAGAAUCUAAACAAGGAA
Messenger RNA from Mugil cephalus (flathead mullet), 3720 nucleotides. Its product is annotated as TCDD-inducible poly(ADP-ribose) polymerase. Gene Ontology annotation, molecular function: NAD+ poly-ADP-ribosyltransferase activity; zinc ion binding. The transcript has 7 exons. The record is from RefSeq and is a predicted model, not a curated record. The coding region runs from base 321 to 2462 and encodes 713 amino acids. NCBI's taxonomy places the organism in Eukaryota, Metazoa, Chordata, Actinopteri, Mugiliformes, Mugilidae.